Penicillium cataractarum is the source of this 1020-nucleotide messenger RNA. RefSeq lists its product as uncharacterized. The record is from RefSeq and is a predicted model, not a curated record. The transcript is spliced from 3 exons. Gene Ontology annotation, molecular function: hydrolase activity, acting on acid anhydrides, in phosphorus-containing anhydrides. Gene Ontology annotation, cellular component: mitochondrion. NCBI's taxonomy places the organism in Eukaryota, Fungi, Ascomycota, Eurotiomycetes, Eurotiales, Aspergillaceae. Bases 1 to 1020 code for a protein of 339 amino acids.
AUGCCGCGCGCGAAAGGCGAUAGCGAGGGGAAGAAACAGCCUGCAUUGGCUCGGCCCAGCUCUAGUGUGAUUCUGGUCUCGCCCAAGAACGAGAUCCUGCUUCUUCAUCGGGUUAAGACAUCGACUUCGUUCGCGUCUGCCCAUGUCUUCCCUGGUGGAAACCUGUCUAGCCAAGAUGGUCCAUGCCCGCCUGUAGAAGACCUCUCUAGGCAUGAAGAUGGCCCUCAUUACCGACGGGCAGCAAUUCGAGAGCUGUUUGAGGAGAGUGGAAUUCUCCUUGCCAAAGAUGGGAGCUCGGGCAAGAUGCUUGUUGUUGAUGAAGCAACACGUGAGCAAGGUCGAAAACUCAUUCAUCAGAAUAAAGUCACAUUCGACGAGUGGCUGAAGCAGCAACAUCCCAAUGCUGAGCCUGAUACAGACCAAUUGAUCCCCUUCAGCCGCUGGGUUACUCCAACUACGAACCCCAGGCGCUAUACAACUCAAAUGUAUAUCUACUUUAUGCCACUUCCCGUGAAUGCGGAUAAGAAAUUACUGGACGAGCUGCCAAAGGAAGGCGAGCGUGAAGAAAUCCAAGUCCCCUCCAGCGAUGGUGGAAUUGAGGUCACAGAAGCACAGUUCCUCCCAGCGGCGGAGUGGCUGCGUCGCGCACAAAGUGCAGAGAUCAUCCUCUUCCCACCUCAAUUCCUCCUACUGCACUUGGUGUCUGGCUUCCUUGACAAGGACCCUCGAUCGGGUAUUUCUGUGGAGGAAAUGGAAAAACGCCGAGCAGGCCUGGUCGAGUUCGUGCACUCGGGCUCACCCGCUUGGACACACAAGUGCAUUUCACCCAAGAUGAUGAAAGUCAUGGAGGAUGGACGUGCAGUUCUAGCGCUACAUGAUCCGGGUCUUGAGUUGAAGGGGUCUAACCGACGAGGCGAGUCGGAGUAUGUCGUUCUUGUGCGGUUUACCAAGGGAACUGCGAGGGAGGUGACCGUGGCCUGGAGGAAGGAUAUCUUCAAAGAAGAGCGGAGUAAUCUUUAG